Messenger RNA from Magallana angulata, 1497 nucleotides. RefSeq names its product rhomboid-related protein 4-like. The record is from RefSeq and is a predicted model, not a curated record. Bases 107 to 1036 code for a protein of 309 amino acids. Lineage: Eukaryota; Metazoa; Mollusca; Bivalvia; Ostreida; Ostreidae. Gene Ontology annotation, cellular component: membrane. Gene Ontology annotation, molecular function: serine-type endopeptidase activity. The transcript has a single exon.
UCAAUGUACAAAUAAAUUAUUUAAAAGGAUGUCGUGUUCAUAAAAUCUCGCAAACUUAGAAAUAACGAAAUCGCGAUAAGGUGUUGCGUAGUUUUGGACAACAGACAUGGCAAGGAGAAAUCAAAAUCUUGGUGUUUUCUUACUUGUGAUGCAAAUAAUGAACAUUGGAAUAGAAAAUAUCCCCCCUGUUACUUUAAUUUCGACAGUUCUUCAAGUAGCUAUUUUUCUAGAAUUGGGUAUUCUCGAGCAAUGGUUUCCGUCACCAAAAUACGUUUGUAUUAGCGCGUUUCACGUAUGGGACAGAAAAAGAUGGAACAGAAUUAUUUUAGGUUCCUUGUAUCAUGCAGACGACUUCCAUUUAUACUACAACAUGGCAUCAUUUCUUUGGAAAGGAAGACAGCUGGAAAGACGGUUUGGUAGUGUUUACUUCGGAUUUUUACUGACCAUUUUCACAGUUUUGACCGGUUUAGUGUAUGUAGCAAUUAAUAUUGCUUUGUCAGAAAUUAUGGAUGACGGAUCAUACAGACUGACAUGUGCAGUAGGAUUUUCUGGUGUAAUAUUUGCUCUGAAAGUUUUGGUAACGCAUUACAGUCCUUCGGGAACACAGUACCUUAUGGGUUUUAUACCAGUGCCGAGUAAAUACAUCUUCUGGGCUGAGCUUGUGUUCAUUCAAAUGAUUACCCCAAAUGUAUCAUUCGUUGGUCACUUGGCUGGAAUUCUUGUUGGACUACUUUAUACAAAAGGACCACUGAAAGUAUUCAUGGAUAGUUUUCUUCAAUCAUCUGAGCACAGGCGCUUUUACGGUGGAGGUUAUUCAACAGCCAGUGAUAACGAUUACUAUGGUUUCAGAUAUAAUACUCGCUACAGGAAUGAUCGUUACUCCAGUAAUAGAAAUGAUGAUUACAACAAUUAUACAGGCGGCUUAUCGGAAGAGGAACAAACGAGGAGGGCCCAGGAGGAAAGCCUCAGGGAUAGAGGAAGGAUGUACCCAGAUCUUGAUGACCUACGAAGGAGGAGAGCAGAUCGAUUUAGCUAGUUAAAGAUAUACUGAUUCUAAUUGAACUGUUUAAUUGACAUAUUUUAAGAAGUAUAGUUUUUCUUUAUUACAUGUACUAUUCUCUUUGAUUAUAUUUAAAUUUUCAUUGUUUUCAUGGUUGACAAAACAAGAAUUUUGUAUGUUUUAUCAUGCAAGCAGAACAUAAUUAUAAAAUGUUGAACACACCAGUGUUUUACUACACAUCUGUAUAGUUGUUUUUCCUGUACAUACAAUUCAAAAAGAAUGUAUUUAAUUCAGAUCAGUUAAUAAAUAAGUAAAAUUGUAAUUAAAUAAAAAAUCAUACUAUUAUAGGUAUAAUAAAGAAUAAUUUCUUACAAAAGUACAUAUGGAAUAAGUAAAUCAUAAGUUUCAAUAAAUCCACUUGUUCAUUAAGCUGAUUUUUUAUUUUUCUAAUAUUAAUAUGCUCUUGCAAUACAAUACAAGGAUCUGAUCAGACAUUA